Messenger RNA from Eurytemora carolleeae, 1319 nucleotides. RefSeq lists its product as uncharacterized. Lineage: Eukaryota; Metazoa; Arthropoda; Copepoda; Calanoida; Temoridae. The record is from RefSeq and is a predicted model, not a curated record. The coding region runs from base 54 to 1205 and encodes 383 amino acids. The transcript is spliced from 9 exons.
GGGAAAAACAAGUUCACAGUUACAAAGACCUAGAAUGUAGAAAUAAAUUAAAUAUGGAGGAUUAUCUAUUUCUUUCUCUUCUCCUCUCUGGAUUCAUCUCGUUCACAUUGGUUUCUGCAGAUCAGUACCCUGAGAUAGAUCAGAGAGAGGAUCGAGGUAGGACUGGAGACCAGUUGGAUUAUAUCUACCAAGACCCGGAUACAGAGGAGAUGGUUCAGAUAUCUCUGGAUGAAAUUGUGGAAUUCGGAGAACCUUCUCAGAUUCAAACUAGUCUCGGAGACUUAACCAACCUGACUUUUCUCCCUCUUCCAGGUGAAAUCAGAGAGAAGGAAAAUAAUAAAACUAUAUCUAUGACCCAAGAGCAGAUCACCAAUUCAGUUCUAGAGAAGAUUCAGGCUCUUCUCGACGCUGCGGGUAGAAACCAAACUUUAGAAGAUAUUCUCGAUAUUCUCCCCAAACAAGUCCUAGAUAUUCCAGUACACAGGCAGCCACAGAACCAUGUUAAACAUCCACAAGAUAUAUUUGGGGAACUAAUCGCUAGUAUGGAGAAAUAUCAAGGUUCAGAGAACUCGUCAAAUCUAUCAGUUCAAUAUCCAGAGGAGCAGAAUUCAAGCUUCAUCAAUUUAAAGUUUGUACUUGGUACACCGGACCUGGAAAACUCUGAACCCAACCUGGAGAACCUUGAACCCUACCUGGAGACUGAACCCAUAAUUCAGGAUGAAGAUCUUCCUAACUUGAUCGAAGGAGACUCUGAGGAGCUCAUUGGAAACCUGGACUAUACCGAUACAACUGACGAAUUAAAAGAAUUAUUCAAAAAUCUCCGAACCCGUCCUGGCCCAAGUCAGCUGACUGAAGCAAGCCUCACAAGAUUGACUAAACCUUACACUACACGAACUCCAUAUAGACCUGGAGGUAGCCUCAGGUUCGAUUCUACUCCUAGUCCUACCGGAGAACAUGGUUCAACUCUUGCGUCUCCAGGUUCUACACUGACUACUCAACCCUCUUCGGAUAUUACUUUUACUGAUGGUCUUUCUUUCAACCCACAAUAUUCUCCGCUAAAACCUGCAUUUCCGGAACUACUAAGGUAUUUACUGACUGAAAAUGAUCUGAGUUCUCUCAUGGAUAGAGAUAUUGUACAGAACCAGAUAGGAAAUAAGAUACACAAGUUAUUUCAACAAAAACUAAAUUUAUCAAGGCUACAGUGAGACCCACAAAAUUGUGGAUUGGGAAAUUUUGAAAUAAUCUGAUGAAGAUAACACACAGCUUGUGCAGUGUACACUUGACAAUUAACUUUGAAGCUAAUGAUAAAACUAUUAUAU